Messenger RNA from Biomphalaria glabrata, 1964 nucleotides. RefSeq names its product CWF19-like protein 1. The record is from RefSeq and is a predicted model, not a curated record. Gene Ontology annotation, molecular function: hydrolase activity; RNA lariat debranching enzyme activator activity. Gene Ontology annotation, cellular component: post-mRNA release spliceosomal complex. The transcript has 16 exons. Gene Ontology annotation, biological process: mRNA splicing, via spliceosome. NCBI's taxonomy places the organism in Eukaryota, Metazoa, Mollusca, Gastropoda, Planorbidae. The coding region runs from base 284 to 1891 and encodes 535 amino acids.
AUAUGUCUGCCUCCAUUCGAUAAAUAUAAAUUUAAUUAUUUAUAUAAAUUCACUACUACAUCUAGUUAGUACUAGAGACCACAGAUCCAACAAAGUGUCUACAGUGACUACAGUACUGCAGUCUACAGCAUAGAUCUGUAGACUCUCUAUGAAAAAACCACAUUACCAAAAGAUCUUAGAAUGUCCUAAUGCAACUCAUUGAAUACCUAAUUCUCCUGUUGUCAUCACACAGAUCUACAUAUUGUGAAUUUGUUUAAAUAUUUUCAGUUUUUAUUCGAUCAAAAUGGCCAAUAAACCUCUUAGAAUACUUGUGGCUGGAGAUGUCGAAGGCAACUUUGAUCAGCUUUUCAAAAGAGUUCAAUCCAUACAAAAGAAAAGUGGAAACUUUGAUCUUCUUUUGUGUGUUGGUGAUUUUUUUGGUACUAACUUGUCAUCCUGGGAACCAUACAAGACUAAAAAACUUAAAGUUCCAAUCUCAACACUAAUCCUUGGUCCUGUGAAGUCUGAGCUUACAAUAUUCUACAAUGGUGCUGAGGGAUCUGAACUCUGUGAUGGAGUUACAUAUUUAGGAAGACAUGGCAGAUUCACUGGCUCCUCAGGUUUACAACUGGCUUACCUUAGUGGCCUGGAGAGCUCAGCUAACAAGGGAGAUGACUGCACUUUCACUGCUGACGAUGGCUAUUCCUUAAUUGCUCCCAUCGCUAAUGACCCAAGUUACAAAGGCAUUGAUAUUUUGAUGACCUCUCAGUGGCCUAAAGAUGUGGAAAAAUAUGGAUCACUGGCUAAUCGUUCUCAAGAACUUUAUCCCUCAUCAUCAUGCAUUGCAGAAGUAGCAAGAGUACUGCGACCUCGAUACCAUUUUGCUGGAUUGGAAGAUGUUUUUUAUGAGAGACAACCAUACAGAAAUCAUCAAGUUCUUUUAGACUCAGCGCGGCAUGUAACACGAUUUAUUGGUUUAGCCAAAGUGGCCAACAAGAAGCAAAAGUACUUGUAUGCCUUCAGUAUUGUACCCUUGUCCAAAAUGGAGUCUUCAGAGCUGGUGAAACAGCCAGAAGAUGUGACGGAAUGUCCAUAUGUAGCUACUGGAGCCCUGAAACCUAAACAAGAAGAAAAAAGUCAACAAUUUUUUUAUGACAUGAAUGCUAAAUCAGAACCAAAGGGAAAGAAACGUGGUCAUGAAAGAGGAGGUCAUGAUAACUCCUCACAACGUUUUAGAAAUGAAGGAGAAAAAAAACACAGAAAUAAUCCCCAGCCAACUGGCCCUUGUUGGUUCUGUUUGGGAAGUCCAGAAGUAGAGAAACAUCUAGUGGUCAGUGUUGGAGAUCAGGUUUACUUGGCGCUUGCAAAAGGCGGAGUUGUGGAUGAUCAUGUGCUCAUCAUUCCAGUGUACCAUCACCAGUCUUUGGUCUCAUGUCCUGAUGAUGUCAUUGAACAGAUAGACAAAUAUAAAACUUGUCUGCGGAAAAUGUUCAAGUCACAAGGAAAAGCUGUUGUCUUUUUUGAGAGAAAUUACAAAACUCAGCAUCUACAGAUCCAGGCAGUUCCCAUACCCCAGGAUAGUGUGGUGGAUAUUAAAGAUACUUUCAUGUCUUGCGCUGAGUCUGAGUCUAUAGAACUAGCAGAGAUACCCAAACAUUCAGACUUGAAACAGAUUGUUCCGGAUGGAGCGCCAUACUUUUAUGUGGAGUUGCCAACUGGAGAAAGAUGUUUGCACAGAAUUUCUAAACACUUUCCCCUACAGUUUGGAAGGGAGGCAGUGUGUGAGCCUGCUAUUCUCAAUGUCCCAGAAAGAGUGGAUUGGAAGAACUGCAAGAUUGACAAGGAAGAAGAAACAGAGUUGGCAACCAAAUUUAAAUCUAAAUUCAAAGCUUUUGAUUUCAACUUUGACUAAAUCUGUUGUUGCUUUUGUUUUUAUAUGUUCACAAAUAUCUUUUAAUAAAAUUGUCUUAUGUUUUUAUAACUGA